Messenger RNA from Trifolium pratense (red clover), 2244 nucleotides. Its product is annotated as glutamate--glyoxylate aminotransferase 2. The record is from RefSeq and is a predicted model, not a curated record. Gene Ontology annotation, biological process: photorespiration; biosynthetic process. The coding region runs from base 430 to 2001 and encodes 523 amino acids. The transcript has 13 exons. Lineage: Eukaryota; Viridiplantae; Streptophyta; Magnoliopsida; Fabales; Fabaceae. Gene Ontology annotation, molecular function: L-alanine:2-oxoglutarate transaminase activity; pyridoxal phosphate binding; L-alanine:glyoxylate transaminase activity.
ACUCCACAAAUUGAAAAUGACACAUCUCAAUUUUGUCAAAAACAAUCAAAGAAAGACUUAAGGCCAGAGCCUUGUUAUCUACUGACACAAUACCCUUUAAGCCUAAAGCUAGUCCACAAAAUCAAGCACAAGCAUUAUCCCUAGCAAAAAUUCAAUAAUCCAUUUCAAUUCAACCCUUUUUUCAGUGGUUCUGAUUCUGCCAUUGCAUUCAUCAUCUGCCACAUAAUUAAAUUUUUUGCUACAGACAAAAAUAACACUCAAUCUUUUGUUGUCACACAUGUGUAUGUAUGUGUAUAACAUAACAUUGUGAAUUUCUCACUGAGUGUUUCUUCUAUCAAUCUAAGGUUGUCAUAACAACACACUGUUUGGUUCCCCAAUAGCUUCAAACCAAUUCUGCAGUAAUAUCUGCAAGAAGACUUCUGCUUCACUAUGCCACCAAAACCUUUAGACUAUGAGUCGAUAAAUGAAAAUGUGAAGAAAGCUCAGUAUGCUGUCAGAGGUGAAUUAUACCUUCGUGCUACCGAGCUUCAAAAGGAGGGAAAAAAGAUUAUAUUCACCAAUGUUGGAAACCCACAUGCUUUGGGACAAAAACCACUGACCUUCCCUCGCCAGGUUGUUGCUUUGUGCCAGGCUCCAUUCCUACUUGAUGAUCCUAAUGUUGGACUGUUAUUCCCUGCUGAUGCAAUUGCAAGAGCUAAACAGUAUCUGUCAAUCACAUCGGGUGGUUUAGGUGCUUAUAGUGACUCCCGAGGCAUUCCAGGAGUGAGGAAGGAAGUGGCAGAGUUCAUACAGAGGCGUGAUGGUUAUCCAAGGUAUAUAUCCUCUCCAUACUCAUUAUUUUUUCUUACUUUGCAUUGCGUAAACCUCUUCAAAAGGGUCUUAAGUUUAGUUUCCAAUUUGUUAGACAAAGUGAUUAAUUACUUCAUCCUCUAUUUUAGUGAUCCAGAGUUGAUAUAUCUUACUGACGGUGCGAGUAAGGCUGUGAUGCAGACUUUAAAUACUAUCAUCAAAGGCGAAGGAGAUGGGAUUAUGGUUCCAGUCCCACAAUACCCGCUCUACUCUGCAACAAUUGCUCUUCUUGGUGGUACUCUUGUUCCAUACUACCUUGAAGAGACAGCAAAUUGGGGUCUUGAUACCAAUGAACUUCGAAAGUCGAUUACAGAGGGUCGCCGUAAAGGAUUAAAUGUUAAAGCAAUGGUGAUCAUAAAUCCUGGAAACCCUACUGGUCAAUGUCUUAGUGCUGAGAAUUUAAGAGAGGUUUUGCAAUUUUGUUAUGACGAAAAUUUAGUCUUGCUUGGAGAUGAGGUUUACCAGACAAAUAUAUAUCAGGACGAACGACCCUUCAUUAGUUCCAAAAAGGUUUUGAUGGAUAUAGGGCCACCUCUAAGCAAGGAAGUCCAGCUUGUUUCAUUUCAUUCAGUGUCAAAAGGGUUUUUGGGUGAAUGUGGACAGCGAGGUGGAUAUUUUGAAAUGACCAACAUUCCUCCCGAGACAGUUGAUGAGAUCUAUAAAGUUGCCUCAAUAUCACUUAGUCCAAAUGUUCCAGCACAAAUAUUUAUGGGACUAAUGGUCAAUCCACCCAAACCUGGAGAUAUUUCUUAUGACCAAUUUUUUAGGGAGAGCAAAGGAAUACUUGAAUCACUAAGAAGAAGAGCAAGGAUAAUGACUGAUGGGUUCAACAGCUGCAGGAAUGUUGUUUGUAAUUUCACAGAAGGUGCCAUGUAUUCAUUCCCUCAAGUUCGAUUGCCGCCAAAAGCACUAGAGGCUGCUAAACAGGCCGGAAAGGUUGCAGAUGUUUUCUACUGUCUCAAGCUUUUGGAAGCCACUGGCAUAUCUACUGUUCCUGGUUCAGGAUUUGGACAGAAAGACGGGGUCUUUCAUUUGAGGACAACUAUAUUACCAGCUGAGGAAGAAAUGCCUGCUAUUAUGGAUAGUUUCAAAAAGUUCAAUGAUGAGUUCAUGGAGCAAUAUGAAGACCAUAGAGGUUAUUCAAGGUUGUAAUGAAAUCAUCCAUACUCAUGUAUUCAAUCCAUCAUCAAUAUCCCUUCAAAAAGACAUACCCUCCUUCUUAAACCUUAGAUUUCCUUCCUUCUAUAUAUAACUGACAAUCUUUCAUGUAUAUUUAAUCUCUCUUUGCACCUUUUAUCAUAUGUUGUGCCACCACCAUGGCAAACAAUCAUCUUGAAUAUAAUAAUUAUCUCUAUUAUCCUAUCCUUUGUCAAAAGAAUAAAUGGAUUAUCUCUA